AAUUCUUGCAUACGCAGGAAAGACCACAAAUAUUAUCAGCUUGUUAUCUUCAAGGUCUCCAUCGUAUGAUGAUUUAUCUUCUGACUAAUCGUAGGAAUGUAAUGUCUGACCAAAUGCAAAUAUCGACACCCAUCAAUACCAUCGAUGCCACGUAUCAGUCUUGUUGAAGUGGAAAUAAAUCCAACAUAUGUAAGGUGUGGCUUCAGUAUUGAAUUGUAUGCUGGCAAACUAUCUGCUUCCUAAUUUUUGAAUUUUAUUCCAUUUUUGCUUAGCCAAUGAAUUAACAGGAUGACAUGGCUGGCAAAGUUGGAAGUCCGGGCCUUCCUGUAAGAAUAACCCGUGAUUUUGAAUUUAUAUUUUCUAUCGGGGAAGGGUCCUUUGGUAAAGUGUGGAAAGCGAGGAAUCAAACCGACAAAUGUUACUACGCCCUGAAGGAAAUUUGUAUAGCUAAAGCUCUUCUAAAGAUUGGUAACAACCUGAACGGAUUAUUUGAAGAAGUUCAUGUCCUGCAACUACUAAACCAUCCAAACAUCGUGCGGUAUCACACUAGUUGGUUGGAAGGACCGAAGUCAGAAGAAAUAAAAAAUGGAUCACUAUCAUUUGCUGAAGAUAUGUCGUCCACGGAUACAAAUUUAUUAUUAAUUCAGAUGGAACUUUGUGAAUCAACGUUAAAAUGUGUUUUGCGAAACAGUGUGUUUAACUUGGAAAUUCCCCCCUUAUUUUGCCAGUUAUCUGAAGCACUUCAUUUCAUUCAUGACCACAACAUUAUUCACCGAGAUAUAAAACCGGAUAAUAUAUUUCUAUCGGGAAACUUGUGGAAAAUUGGAGACUUCGGUUUGGCCAGAUUAUUCACGGACAAUUCAACUUUAUCGACGGCAGGGUGUUCAGCGUACCAAAGUCCUGACCCUGGUUGUAGCAAAAAAUCGGACGUUUUCACAUUAGGGUUGGUGUUUUUGGAAGUACUGCAUGCAAUUAGUACGAAGGCUGUUGGCACUUUCCCAACUGUCAAAUACAAGGAAAUUUUACGUGCAAUACAGCCAUCUUUUAGGCAAGAAUGCGCCAUUAUUUCCAAGAUGUUGCGUCAAGAUAAGGACGAGAGGGUAUCGUCUGGUCAAGUGAAGUGGGAGUUUAGUGGUCUAUAUGACUACAGAAAGAUGCCCGAUUUUAUUGUAAAUGUUAAUCCAGGAAACAAUAUACCUGACGGAGUAAGCGGUGACUAUAGUAAUGAAACGGGAACAGGUGAGGAGGCGCUCUUUAAUGAAAUAGAAAUCCAAGCUCCAACCACUCCACAGUCCAAUAUCAACGAAGAAAAUAAUAUUACACAACAACUUACAAAAACCCAAGGUGAACAAGUCAAUCAGUUGUUGGCGCUUCUACAAAGCACAUCUAGACAAGAAGAUUCAGUUAUCCCGUCCGAAAAGAGUUUCCUCGAAUUUCCGAAUCCUGUAACAAAUUUUACAGGCAGGUCUUCACUAAUGGACGAUGUUAUAAAAUCUUUAACAUCGUGGAGUACGAAUUUAAAACAUCAAAUAAACUUUCCCCUCGUCAAUCUCUACGGGCUGGGUGGUCAUGGAAAAACACAAACUGCUCAAGCAGUUGCAGUCACGUGCAUUGAAGACGAACAUUUUGAUGCAGAGAUUUGGAUAGAUGCCGAAAAAGAGGAGGAAAUCAUGCAGAAAAUGACGUUAGAAUUAAAGAAUCAAUGUAUUGAAAAAAUUCCAGAAAACGAAGGGAUACUACUUGCAAAUAAAUUUUACAAUUUAAUAAGUUCCAAAGGUUCGCAAAAAAUUCUGGUAAUAUUUGAUAACGUGGAAGGGUUUUAUGAAGUACAGAAUUUUUUACCCCUUAACAAAAAUAUGGAAAAUGUUGCCAUUUUGCUAACAUCAGUGGAGAUGGUGACAAUUUCAAGUGAGAAAGGAAAAAGUGACAAUUAUAGAGUGGACGUUUUGGAAGAAGAUGAGGCUAAAGAAUUGUUUACUACAAUUCUGAAGGAUUCGGUUGAUUAUACGGAAAGCGAUUUGUCCCUGCUUGUCGAGGAGUCUGGAAAAAUACCAAUAAUUAUUUGUAUGAUGGCAGGAACUAUAGCCAGUGGUGGCUCUAAAUCCAGCAUAACGCAACUUAUAAGGCGAUGGAAGGAAUUCUCAGAUAAAAUUCUCAGAUAUCCCAAGACUCCCAAGAGGAGUAAAACGGAAAAAGAAAAGAAAAAGAAAAGCAGCGAUGAAUAUGAGAAAAGUUUGUACGUUUGUGUUAAAAUUGCUUUGGAAUAUCUAAAACAAUCCACUGAUAAAUAUGCUUCCGUGGCACUUCAUAUAAUAGAAAAAUGUGCUUAUUUCCACAAUAAUUGUCCACUUAAAUAUAUCCUGGAACAUGUUACGACUAUCAAGCAAGAUAUUGAGGAAGUUAUUUCGGAAGAGUUGCUACUACCUCUUGAACCUGAUCAAGUGUUGAAAAAUGCAAUCGAGCUCUUAUCUAGAUUCUCGUUGAUCAGCUUUAGAACCAUCAAUUAUUCCAAGAUUGAAAUGAAGGCAGAAAUACAUCGUCUCGUUCAUGGCACGCUAAUACUAAUACAAAAGGACGAAAACCGAGAAGAAACAAUAUUGGAGGAUCUCAUUGGUUGUGAGGAUUAUCCAGAAUUGUCGGGAAGCAUUACAUGCGCGGUUAUUUGGUCACAUGCAGCAAAUCAUGAUCGUCUGAUAAGGAAAUAUUUUAUGGAGAAAGGAUCAUUUAAAGGUUUGGUGCAGCAUGGAUUUUUAAAUGAAGUAAAGAAAAUUAUUAAGACACUUGGUGAGAGUGAUUCAGCCAGCAGAAUCCUUCAACCAGAAAGAAUCGGCUACAAGAAAAUAAAUGGGUUGGAAUCUGCGUUGGAAAAUGAUUUUAAGGGUCUUGGGCGAGAGUUUGUACGGUUACUUAAAACUAAUCGAACCCAUAUCUGCGACGAUGUUUGGAACACGGGGAUUAAAACGACGCUAAUAUUUUGCUUACAAAGACUUAAUCUGGAGGUAUUUACCUAUCUGGUGGAUGAAUUGGCCUUGGACGUAAAUUUUUUAUCAAGCAGCCGAGGCAUGUAUCGAACGGAUAAUUUAUUGGUGAUAUCAAGUGCAAGUGGGAAGUUGGAUGUUGCAACAUAUUUACUAAGCAAAAACGUCGAUCCUUUCAUCAAAGGGGAUCAUGGCAAUUCAGCUUUACAUGCUUUGGCAACGGUAUGGGAAGAGAAACAAGAGGUUAUUUUUCUAGCUUCUCAGAUUGUCUCAACAUAUCCAGCAUUGCUAUACGGAAAGAAUAUAGAUGGAGAAUUAGCGUUUAUGACGGCUGCCAAAUUUGGAUGUCCAAAUUACCUUAAUUCUUUACUGGACAAUAUGGAAGAUGCAAGUGAACAAAUUAACUGUACUGAUAAUAAGGGAAAUACCGCCGUAAUGUUGGCGAUUGAAAACUGUCAGCAGAGACCAAUGUCGGAAGUCAUCGCCGUUUUAGUAAAGUACGGUGCGAAUAUCCAUUACGUGAACACUAUGAAGUUAUGGAACGCAUGGCAUUAUGCAACUCGUUCUGCGUUUGGGUUCACAAAACCCAAGGACUUUAGAUUGUAUUUUGUUCUUAAGACCCUGGUGAGACAUAAUGUUGACCCUGAAUUUCAGGAUGGGAAUGGCGACACAUUUUUCCACGCCAUAAUGAAGCGUUGUACGUUUGAAUCUAUUGACGAGAACACUGUUAUAGAUAUAUUGGAGUUCAUUGUUGCAAAUAACAUGUGCAAAAUAUUUGACUGUGAAAAUGGAGACGGGCUCAGUGUUAUGAAAUUGGCUGAAAAACUUAAGGAUCCUCCGAGUAAAUGUUCGGAGGAUGAAACAUCUUCCAUAAGUUCAGAUGAGGAGUCUUUACACGAAGGAUUAAUUGAAAAUCUUGAUAUUGUGAUUGGAUUUAUUAGACGGCUAAAAGGAAAUCAUCUAAACCUUGAAAGUACGCUAUGUGAGAGAAUCGAAACACAAAAUCCUCCAAAUAUUCAGAAAACCACGAUUAUUGAGACAAAUGCUUUUCUGCCUUUUCCGAAGCCUUACAAAAAUUUUGCUGGUAGAACUCGGCUUUGCGACGACGUUAUCAAAUAUCUCACAUCACAAGUUUUAAAUUCUGUCGCACAAAUUAGAGUUCCUCUUGUCAACCUCUACGGUCCCAGUGGAUAUGGGAAAACCCAAAUAGCUCUAAAAAUUGCAGAGCGUUGCAGCAUGGAAGCACUAUUUAGUGAUAUAAUCUGGAUAGAUGCAGACAACGAAUCCAGGAUCAAAGAAAAAGUGUGGAGAGAAUUACAUAAUCAAGGAAUCCCAAACAUUCAGGGAAAUCGUGGGAUAUUUCUUAUCAACAAGCUUUACGAUUUAAUAGAGUCUCGAAACCCAAACAAGGUUCUGGUUAUUUUUGACGAUAUUGAUGGAUUCGACGAAAUCAAAAACUAUUUACCUCUAAAUAGAAAUGUAAAUCUGGUGAUUCUACUAAUAUCGGAGAACGAGGUAGUCUUCCCACCUGAAUAUGAAGAAAUUUGCACAUUUGAGGUUGAUAUUUUCGACGAAGACGAUGCAAAGGAACUUGUAGCUAAACAACUCAAUGGUUCCCCUGACUAUAAGGAAAACGAAAUUUCCCUUCUUCUAUCGGAGUCUGGACGAAUACCAAUAAUUCUAAGCAUCAUGACAGGAAUCAUUGCCACCGUUGGUCGCAAAUAUUCUAUGAGCAAGAUCUUGCACGAAAUUGAAGCUGAAAAACAAUCAAAAAUACCAAGAUGUUCGAAAAAUCGUAAUACCCAAGAUGAUUUUAGCUCCCAAUGUGACGAACUUAUGUACGUAUGCAUGAAAAUUGUUAUUAAAAAAUUAGAAGAAUCUACCAAUGAGUAUGCCGUCAUGGCAAUAAAGUUUUUGGAAAGAUGUGGAUAUUUCAACAACAUCUGUUCCCUCAAAUUUAUCCUGGACAAGGUCCCUUCGAUUAUGCAAGACAGUGAGAAAAUAUCGGACGAGUCUCCAUUUCCUAUUGAACCUAAGCAGAUGCUAAUACGUUCCGUCAAGUUAAUGUCAAAAUUCUCGUUGGUUGAUUACGUCGCUGGUGAUGAUCCGUAUGUAAUAAUCCAUCCUCGUGUCCAAAGUUCGAUAAGACAUAUACAACAAGAGGAACAACGAGAACACGAUAUUUUGAAGGAACUUAUCAGCUGUGAGGAUUUAUCAGAAUACGGUUUAGAUAUUCCGAAUGCAGAAACAUAUUUUAUCCGUAGUUCUAUCGCCACUCUAUGGUCACAUGCUCUAGGUCACGAGAACCUGAUAAGAAAAUACUUCCCGAUGAAAGCCUCGAUGAAGACAAUGAUUGAACACGGAUUUUUCAAUGAUGUCAAGAUUAUUCUUGAGUUACUCGAAGAUGAUGAUUCAGCUAUCGAAAUCCUUAAUUUAGAAUAUUUUAAUCCAUUUUGUAGGGUUUUGGAGCUGGGAGUUGAUUUAGCUCGAAGUGGAUUGGAGUCGGCUUUAGAAAAUGAUUUUGCCGGGCUUGGGAAAUAUAUGAUUCGCCAACUUAAAGAUAAUCAAAGUGAUAUUGAGGAACAAGUAUGGGACGACGGAUUAAGUAGUGCUUUAUUUUUUUCCCUUGAAUUUAAGACAUUAGAAGUGAUGACCGCGCUGGUGGAAGGGUUAGCUCUAGAUGAUAAUUUCUUGUCGCGUGUUGUUAACGAGGAUAAGAAUACAUUACUCUUAGUAGCGCUAGACAGGAAACAAUUUAAGAUAGCAGAAUAUUUGCUUGACAAGAAUGCAAAUCCAUGUAUCACAGGGAAACAUGGAUACAAUGCGUUGCAUCUUUUGGGGAUAAAAUGGAAUAAACACAAUGUAGAAUCGCCAACUGUUCUAGCAGCUCACCUUGUGUCGAAAUAUCCGAGCUUAAUACAUGAAAAAGAUGACGCUGGGAAUUUGCCUUUCAUGAAGGCAGCGGAAUUCCUUAAUGAGAGUGCACUCAAGUUCCUUCUGACCCAUAUGACGGACGCAACGUCUCUAAUUGAUUACACCAACAAAGAAGGAGAUACUGCGUUGAUGUUAGCAAUUCAAAAUACUGCGUAUUACCCAGUAUCAAAUGUUAUUCAGAUUUUGAUGAGUUUAGGGGCAAACAUAUAUUACACAAACAAAGACCCCGAGGCUUUAGCUGGCAACGCCUGGGAGUAUGGGUUUUGUUCUCGUCUAGUACACAAAACAGGUGAACCAACCAGGUAUGGGGAGCUUUUCAAGAUCCUAAUAGAAAAUAAGGUCUCACCAAAGCUGUCAGGUAAACCGCACUCGUCCUAUGCAGGGAUGGUAACUAGCCUACCAAAAAGUGUGGAAUAUGUUGGGGAAAUGAUGGUCAUUGAGAUUUUGAAUUUUAUGAAAGAAAAUGACUUGGAUAUGUCUUCUUUUAAAAACGAAGAUUGUUCUGAAAUUGAAGGCGCUGCGAACACAAUGUUUAUAGAAGGGAUCAUAGAAAUCGUUAACAAUACAGAAAAAACUGGGAAUUUCAAUGUCAAGUCCGAAGUAUUUGUAUGAGUGUGGAAUUGAGUCCGAACUCAGAUACUGUACAUAAUUUACUCUCUUAUGUGCAUUUCGUUAUCUAAAAUUGCGUUAAGUCACAUUUUUAUUAUAAUGAAUUUUAAGAAAAAUUAAAAUGGUAUGUCUAUUUAUGAAAAUAAAUAACCACCUUGCAGAUACAAUUAUUUAUAUUCGUGCUAGUUGCUGUUUUGGAGACAAAGCGUUUCUAUCAGCGUUUUCGUGCGUUAAUAGAUUACGACUUGAGAUUUAUAUAUUUAGUAUAAAUGUAGACAAAUUAAAUUUUCCGAAUAAACUUAUAUUGUUGCCACAUA
Molecule: messenger RNA, 6838 nt
Organism: Folsomia candida
Lineage: Eukaryota; Metazoa; Arthropoda; Collembola; Entomobryomorpha; Isotomidae
Exons: 8
Coding region: 294-6524 (2076 amino acids)
Biological process (GO): protein phosphorylation
Molecular function (GO): ATP hydrolysis activity; ATP binding; ADP binding
Source: RefSeq, a predicted model, not a curated record